Pectinophora gossypiella (pink bollworm) is the source of this 3038-nucleotide messenger RNA. RefSeq lists its product as uncharacterized. The transcript is spliced from 11 exons. Gene Ontology annotation, molecular function: calcium ion binding. The coding region runs from base 60 to 3023 and encodes 987 amino acids. The record is from RefSeq and is a predicted model, not a curated record. Gene Ontology annotation, biological process: negative regulation of protein sumoylation. NCBI's taxonomy places the organism in Eukaryota, Metazoa, Arthropoda, Insecta, Lepidoptera, Gelechiidae.
CUUAAAGGUGGAUGUAAUCACCUGGCCAUAAGGACGUUGUCUGGGCCAUACUGUGCAAAAUGAAGGGGGCUAUCUACUUAGUGUGUCUCUUCGCCAUUGCGCAUCUGGCAAAGGCAGGUUUGACGCGCAGACAUAUAAAUGAAGAAUCCAAUACAGAAGAACAAUCCUCAAGCUCAUCAUCAUCGUCAUUCUCUAGCUCAUCGGAGUCAGACUUGUUCGAAACGAAAUCCAUUUCGAACUUCGAAGAUCAGCUGUCCAACUUUGAUACAUCGGCAUUAUCGGAAUUUGAUCGUUCUAGCAAUGAAAGGCGGAAGUUCACAACUCAAAAAAUUGAGUCUUCUGCUACUGAAACGAGUUCAAACGAACAGUUUACCAAUUCUGAUUUCUCUUUGACAAAUUUCAAUGAUGCUAACGAUCAGAGGAGUCGAAUUGUCAGGCAAGGCUCACAAUCGACAAAUGAAGCCUUCACUCAAUCGUCAAGCCAAGAAAGCUCCGAGUUUUCUUCCGAGAAUAUCGAAAAUGAUUUCAGCACUAGGACUAUCGAUAAUCAAGAGUCGCUUAUCAGAAAGCAGCAAGCUGAACAACAAAGACAAAUGAUCAAAACAGUGGAAAAAAAGCAACAAAUCGAAAAAGACCAAAGAGAAGUUGUGAGACGCAAGGUUGUUCAAUUAUCUCAAGACAGUAACAUUCAGAAUACGGAUAGCAAUGAUGAAUAUAUCAUAAGAAGGCUAGGAAGUCAACAACAUCAACCAGGUGAUGAUGAUCAACCUGAACAGCCUAGUGAUGAUAAAGAAGCACAACAACCUAGAGUUCAACCACAUCAGUUAGGACGUAAACCUCUACAACCAGAACACCAAACAGGCUCAAAACAAUAUCAGUCACGAACAGAAAGUUCUAGCAGCAGUAGAGCAUCACAACAGUCUACUAUUUCCUCUAGUCAGCAGAAAUCUUCAACAACCAUACGAACUGGUAAUCAACAACAACCUGGAGGUCGACCACAAGAACCAGGAAGUAAACCACAGAGACCAGGUGCCGAAGAUCAAUCACAACAACCAGGAGGCCAAAAACCAAACGACGAUAAUCACACACAACAACCCAAAGGUCAGAAACCAGGACGUAAUCCGCAAGCAGGUCAAGAAAGACCAGGUCAAGACAGACCAGGUCAAGAUAGACCAGAUGAAAAAAAACCAGGCCAAAACAGACCAGGUCAAAAUAAACCAGAACACGAUAGACCAGAUGAAGAAAAACCAGGCCAAAACAGACCAGGUCAAAAUAAACCAGAACCCGAUAAGCCAGGUCAGGACCAACCAGGUAAAGACAGACCAGGCAACGACAAACCUGGUCAAGACAGGCCAGGCAAAGACCAACCAAACCAAGAAAGGCCAGGUCAGAAACAACCAGGACAAGACAAACCAAGGAAAAACAAACCUGGUCAAGACAAACCAGGUGAGGGCAAACCAGAUCAAGACAACCUAGAUCAGGACCAACCAGGUAAAGACAGACCAGAUAACGACAAACCAGAUAAAAACAAGCCAGGCCAAGAUAGACCAGGUCAAGACAGACCAGGCAAGGACAAACCUGGUCAAGACAGGCCAGGCAAAGACCAACCAGACCAAGACAGGCCAGGUCAGGAACAACCAGGACAAGACAAACCAAGGAAAAACAAACCCGGUCAAGACAAACCCGGCAAGGACAAACCUGAUCAGGAUAGGCCAACCAAAGACAAACCGGAUCAAGACAGGCCAGGCAACGACAAACCAGACCAAGACAAACCGGGUCAGGACCAACCAGGUAAAAACAGACCAGGUAACGACAAACCAGAUCAAGACAAGCCGGGUAAGGACAAACCAGACCAAGAUAGGCCAGAUCAGGACCAACCAGGUAAAGACAGACCAGGUAACGACAAACCAGAUAAAAACAAGCCAAGUCAAGAUAGACCAGGUCAAGACAGACCAGGCAACGACAAACCUGGUCAAGACAGGCCAGGCAAAGACCAACCAGACCAAGACAGGCCAGGUCAGGAACAACCAGGACAAGACAAACCAAAGAAAAACAAACCCGGUCAAGACAAACCCAGCAAGGACAAACCUGAUCAGGAUAGGCCAAACAAAGACAAACCGGAUCAAGACAGGCCAGGAAACGACAAACCAGACCAAGACAAGCCGGGUCAGGACCAACCAGGUCAAGACAGACCAGGCAACGACAAACCUGGUCAAGACAGGCCAGGCAAAGACCAACCAGACCAAGACAGGCCAGGUCAGAAACAACCAGGACAAGACAAACCAAGGAAAAACAAACCUGGUCAAGACAAACCAGGCAAGGACAAACCAGAUCAAGACAAGCCGGGCAAGGACAAACCAGAUCAAGACAAGCCGGGUAAGGACAAACCAGACCACGAUAGGCCAGGUCAAGACAGGCCAGACAAGGAAAUACCUGGUCAAGAUAAACCCAGCGAAGACAAACCAGAUCAGAAUAGGCCAAACAAAGACAAACCGGAUCAAGACAGGCCGGGCAACGACAAACCAGACCAAGACAAGCCGGGUCAGGAACAACCAGGACAAGACAAACCAAGGAAAAAGAAACCUGUCAAGGAUAAACCAGAUCAAGACAAGCCGGACAAGGACCAACCAGACCAAGGCAGGCCUGGCAAGGACAAACCAAAUCAGGACCAGCCAGGUCAAGACGAACCAGAUCAGGACAAACCACAAGAUCAAACAGACGUAGACAAACCAGGUCAAGACACGCCGGGACAAGAUCAACCAGUCCAAGAUAAGCCAGGAAAUGAUAAACCUGGACGGCAACCAGAUCAAUGCAGACCACAAAGACCAGGCCAGAAUUCUCGCAGAAAGGGUCGCUAUGAUUUAAACAAGGGCAAACCAGCUCUUCAAAGGGCCCUGGAGAGCCACAUUGAGUUUCAGACCCUGAUAGUUUACGACAGUAAAGGAGGAGAAGGAAAAUGCUACUGCUCUUGCGGCAGUAACGGCAGACCUAAAUUUAUUAGUGUUGAUCCUAGCAUCCUAUAGGUCCUUACUAUCUAU